Benincasa hispida (wax gourd) is the source of this 531-nucleotide messenger RNA. RefSeq lists its product as uncharacterized. Lineage: Eukaryota; Viridiplantae; Streptophyta; Magnoliopsida; Cucurbitales; Cucurbitaceae. The record is from RefSeq and is a predicted model, not a curated record.
AUGCAAGGCCUGUCUCUUGAGGCUAAACAUCUGAGAGAUUUCAGGAAGUAUGACCCUCGCUCCUUUGAUGGAUCAUUGGGGGACCCCACCAAAGCAGAGAUGUGGUUGCCAUCUAUUGAGAUGAUAUUUCGUUUUAUGAGGUGUCCAAAAGAGCACAAACUUCAAUGCGCAAUUUUCAUGUUGACUGGUAACGCAAAAAUCUGGUGGCAUUCAGCAAAAAAGAUGAUUGAUACCAGUGGGAAGCUUGCAACCAGGGAGCAGUUCAAGGAGAACUUUUAUGAAAAGUAUUUUUCGGCCAACACCCGGUACAACAAGCAGGCAAGAUUAUUAAGCUUGAAACAGGGAGUUAUGCCAAUGGAGAAAUAUGAACAAGAAUUUUAUAAGUUCUCCCACUUUUCUCCUGAACUAGUAGCCACCGAGGCAGCGGGGACCAAGAGAUUCAUCCAGGGUCAAAGGAGCAGACUGCGAGGCAAUACAUGCCUUGGACCUCAAAACAUAUGUUGCGGUACUGCGGGCCGCCGUGAGGAUUGA